This is a messenger RNA of Oncorhynchus nerka (sockeye salmon), 7153 nucleotides long. RefSeq names its product heme-binding protein 1-like. Gene Ontology annotation, molecular function: heme binding. The transcript has 7 exons. Bases 88 to 1071 code for a protein of 327 amino acids. The record is from RefSeq and is a predicted model, not a curated record. NCBI's taxonomy places the organism in Eukaryota, Metazoa, Chordata, Actinopteri, Salmoniformes, Salmonidae.
ACUGCUCCGCCCACAACCGUAAUGCUUUCCAGAGGGUAGCAUCACCGGGGGCAAUCUACCUGCCCUCCAGGACACCUACACCACCCGAUGUCACAGGAAGCCCAAAAAGAUCAUCAAGGACAACAACCACCUGAGCCACUGCCUGUUCACCCACUAUCAUCCAGAAAGCGAGACACCCACCAGUUGGCAGACAGAACUCAUGAGCUGCAGGAACGGGAGGAUGAGUGGAGAAUGCAUCCUGGCAAUUGUCGAAUGAAUAGAGGUGGUGGACUCGAUGGUAUCGGUGGUGGAGACGAAUCCGUAUUUGGGGCGAUCACGCUAGAGGAUCUGGAAUCUUUUUCGGAAGACCAGAUGUCAGAUUCGGGCAAUGGAAGUCUGGAAGAGGAGAGUGAGACGAUGGAGGACGAAGGGCAGCAAGACCGAUUGCUGCGCUACUGGCAGGACGCUGCUCGAGGACACCAAGUCGAAGUGCCUCAAGACAUGGCCGAGCCCAUCCAGCAGAUCACCAGCAACAACAAUGGACAACACGACCGGGAGCGUGUGCCCUUCACCCUCAUCACUCAUAAGGAGAAGUGUGGGGACGUGCUUUAUGAGAAACGCCACUAUGAGAAGGCCCACUGGGCGUGCAUCACGGUUCACGAGGACACCUACGAGCAGAGUAUCUGUUACGGUUUCAUGAAGCUCAUGAGAUACAUCUGCCAGCAGAACUCCUCAGGUACCUAUCUGGGUAUGACCAUCCCUAUCCUGACGGUGAUCCGCACGGACGAGAACCACUCUGUCUUGUCCAGUGACGUCACUGUGGCCUACUACCUGCCCACAGAAUACCAAGCCCAGCCACCCCAGCCUUCUGACACUGAAAUAAGCAUUGAGGAAUGGCCUGCCACUACUGUAUACACAAGGGCCUUCGCUGGUGCUACGAACGAGGUGACCAUCAUCAACGAGAUCCGCACCAUGGCGGAAGUGCUCGACUCCCCCGCCAUAUGCGUGAAUGGCUCAUUCAUUGUCGCCGGCUACACAAACCCCGCGGCGGUAAACCGACAGAAUGAGAUUUGGUUCCUGGAGCAGCCUUGAGGGCCAGCCUGACCUUGACCUCUCCUCCUGAACUUGACCCACCCUACACUCCGUCCUUACCUGACCCUACAGAUUCACCCCUAAUGGAAACCCCUUCCUAUUUUAGAAAGAGAAGAGACUUUGGGACUUUGCUGAAAAAGGUCCUUAUUACCAGUUCUGAGCAAGGCUGCAUCAUUUGGGUCCAUUAAUCCUCUAGAGUCUAAACCUGGAAGGGGGUGGGGUUCUACUAAGCUGCCAUAUGGAAUUGUUUUAAGACAGUCAUACAAAGGAUCACUUAGAUAUUCGAUUUUAGGACCCAAAAAUUUAAAAUUAUUUGAUGAAACAUUGAAUUUGGCCUUACUGCUAUUAGCCCAUAAACACAUUGAAUUACAGAUUCAUACAGGUAAAAACAUCUCCUGGAAGUUUGUUUUGAAGUGUCUUAUAUCUGAGAGAUGAGAUCUGGAAACUAGAGGUCAACCGAUUAUGAUUUUUCAACGCCGAUCCCGAUUUUUGGAGAACAAAAAAAAAACGAUUAAUCGGCCGAUUUUUAAAAUGUAUUCGUAAUAAUGACAAUUACAACAAUACUGAACGAACACUUAUUUUAACUUAAUAUAAUACAUCAAAAUCAAUUUAGCCUCAAAUAAAUAAUGAAACAUGUUCAAUUUGGUUUAAAUAAUGCAAAAACAAAGUGUUGGAGAAGUAAAAAUGCAGUCUGUGCCAUGUAAGAAAGCUAACGUUUGAGUUCCUUGCUCAGAACAUAUGAAAGCUGGUGGUUCUUUUAACAUGAGUCUUCAAUAUUCCCAGGUAAGAAGUUUUAGGUUGUAGUUAUUAUAGGACUAUUUCUCUCUAUACCAUUUGUAUUUCAUAUACCUUUGACUAUUGGAUGUUCUUAUAGGCACUUUAGUAUUGCCAGUGUAACAGUAUAGCUUCUGUCCCUCUCCUCGCUCCUACCUGGGCUCGAACCAGGAACACAACGACAACAGCUACCCUCGAAGCAGCGUUACCUAUGCAGAGCAAGGGGAACAACUACUCCAAGUCUCAGAGCGAGUAACGUUCAAAACGCUAUUAGCGCUCACCCCGCUAACUAGCUAUCCAUUUCACAUCACAUCGUUACACCAGCCUAAUCUUGGGAGUUGAUAGGCUUGAAUUCAUAAACAGCAGAGCUGCUGGCAAAACGCACAGAAGUGCUGUUUGAAUGAAUGCUUAUGAGCCUGCUGGUGCCUACCACCGCUCAGUCAGACUGCUCUAUCAAAUCAUAGACUUAAUUAUAACAUAAUAACACACAGAAAUACAAGCCGUAGUUCAUGAAUAUGGUCAAAUCCGGAAACGAUCAUCUCGAAAACAAAAAAAAUAUUAUUUCAGUGAAAUAUGGAACAGUUCCGUAUUUUAUCUAACGGGUGGCAUCCAUCAGUCUAAAUAUUCCUGUUACAUUGCACAACAUUCAAUGUUAUGUCAUAAUUACGUGCAAAUUAGUUCGCAAUGAGCCAGGCGGCCCAAACUGUUGCAUAUACCCUGACUCUGCGUGCAAUGAACGCAAGAGAAGUGACACAAUUUCACCUGGUUAACAUUGCCUGCUAACCUGGAUUUCUUUUAGCUAAAUAUGCAGGUUUAAAAAUAUAUACUUCUGUGUAUUGAUUUUAAGAAAGGCAUUGAUGUUUAUGGUUAGGUACACAUUGGAGCAACGAGUCCUUUUUCGCGAAUGCGCACUGCAUCGAUUAUAUGCAACGCAGGACACGCUAGAUAAACUAGUAAUAUCAUCAACCAUGUGUAGUUAUAACUAGUUAUUAUGAUUGAUUAAGUUUAAUGCUAGCUAGCAACUUACCUUAGCUUCUUACUGCAAUAGCGUAACAGGUGGGCUCCUCGAGAGGCAGGUGUUAAGAGCUUUGGACUAGUUAACCAUAAGGUUGCAAGAUUGAAUCCCUGCGCUGACAAGGUAAAAAUCUGUCGUUCUGCCCCUGAACAAGGCAGUUAACCCACCGUUCCUAGGCAGUCAUUGAAAAUAAGAAUGUGUUAACUGACUUGCAUAGUUAAAUGAAGGUUAAAGGUGUGAAAAAAUAUAUAAAACAUUUUUAAAAAUCGGUGUCCAAAUUUACAGAUUUCCGAUUGUUAUGAAAACUUGAAAUCGGCCAUUCCGAUUAAUCGGUCGACCCAUUUAACCCCUUUUUUUAGGCACUAAACUACUUCCAUACACACGUGUACAAAACAUUAAGAACACCUUCCUAAUAUUGAGUUGCACCGCGCAUUUUGCCCUCAAAUGCCUCAAUUCGUCGGGACAUGGACUCUACAAGGAGUCGAAAGCGUUCCACAGGGAUGCUGGCCCAUGUUGACUCCAAUGCUUCCCACAGUUGUGCGAAGUUGGCAGAUGUCCUUUGGAUGGUGGACCAUUAUUGAUACACACAGGAAACUGUUGAGCGUGAAAAAACCCAGCAGGUUGUAGUUCCUGACACAAACCGGUGCGCCUGGCACCUACUACUAUACCCCUUUCAAAGGCACUUAAAUCUUUUGUCUUGCCCAUUCAACCUCAAUGGCACACAUACACAAUCCCAGUGGUGAAAAAGUACCCAAUUGUCAUGAGUAAAAGUAAAGAUACCUUAAUAGAAAAGGACUCAAGUAAAUGUGAGUCACUCAGUAAAAUCUUACUUAAGUCUAAAAGUAUUUGGUUUUAAAUAUCAAAAGUAGAAUGUAAUUGCUAAAAUAUGCUUUAAGUAUCAAAAGGGAGUAUAAAUAAUUUCAAAUUCCUUAUAUUAAGCAAACCAGAUGGCACCAUUUGUAUUUAUUGACGAAUAGCCAGGUGCACGCUCCAACAAUUUAUAAAUGAUGCAUGCAUUUAGUGAGUCCACAAUAUCAGAGGCGGUAGGGAUGACCAGCGAUGUUCUCUUGAUAAGUGUGGGAAUUAGACCAUUCAAAAUGUAACGAGUACUUUUGGGUGUCAGGGAAAAUGUAUGGCGUAAAAAGUACAUAACUACAUAUUAAGUAGUGAAGUAAAAGUUGUCAAAAAUAUGAAUAGUAAAGUACAGAUACCGCCAAAAAAAUACUUCACACCACUGCACAAUCCAUGUCUCAAAGCUUAAAUCCGUCUUUAGCAUGUCUACUCCCCUUCAUCUACACUAAUUGAAAUGGAUUUAACAAGUGACAUCAAUAAGUGAUCAUAGCUUUCACCUCGAUUUACUUGGUCAGUCUGUCAUGAAAAGAGCAUGUGUCCUAAAAUGUUUUGUAUACUAUAUUUAACCUCCAUUCAUUUUUCGCGCAAAACCAUUGACGUGUUUGAGUCUCACCUUAGAGGGGUCAUAGUUUGUAGGCCAAACACUAGACCGCGAGAAGACCGAUAUUUUUUUUUAAAUAAAAUUGAAUUAUUAUUUUUUUCUGGGGAGGGGGGUGUCUCAUGAUCUGACAAACACCGCUGUAGCUCUGUCACUUUUCACCGCUGCUGUGGAAGGCCGAUUUUGACGGAUGCGGUGGAUUGAGACACAGCCCAAGCAAAAAUAUAUUUCUAGCUUAAUUUUUAUGGUGGAUUAAAAAAUAAAUGCUAAUUAGAUUAGUGGGGCCGCAGAAACUGACUCAAGGAUUAACACCUUUUUGAUAGGCCAACUACUGAUUUUACUCUGCACCUCUGUUCUCCUCAUAGUCUUGACCUCCUCCGAAAGGUGAGGAGCCAAGUGACGUUUACUUGAAAUUUUGUGAAAAGUGGGUGGAUAUGUAAUUCUUGCACCAGUCACUGUAAACCUCAGAGAACUUGAAUCUUUACCAAGCAAUUAACAAACCUGAACGAUGACACCUAUUCCUGUCAGCGUUAGGUGUGUGGGUGGGGGGAACCUAAUUGCAAUCUUCACCAUGAUAACUACCAACUUUAGACAAUUUAAUGCGAUAGGAGGGUGGAUUUAUUAGCAGUGAAGAAAUGUAUGUAAAGCAGGCCAUUUUAUUUCUGUCAAGGACACACUGAAGAUGCAUCAUAACGACAUAUAGACAAACACAGAACUGUAUAAACAUGUAUUGAAACGGCCAACAGUCAAUCCAGAUUUUCAUAUCGUCAAACAGUCCUUCUCUCAUCCUGGGAUUUAUGGUAUUACCGCCACAGUACACAAGGGGGCACUAAAACAAUGCCCAUUGUACAUCUAUUACCACAAGGCUAACAAAAUUAGCACAAACUAAUAGCGAAUUUCAAUAGCAGCUGCUAGCUAAAUAUGCUAACGAGCGCAAAGACAGGCAAUCCAGCUAAAAGUUAAACAAGUAUAGGCAGUAGCUACCGAAUGUCUUUGUCAGUUUGGACAUUUACGAGCGAAUGUGAACAAGAGACAUUGUGCAAAUGAACAGUUUUGAAUGAAGCAUGCUUGUCAUAAGGGAGUGGUAUGUGUACAGCGGUAUCUAUGUGGAGUCGCUAGGGCAAUGGGUCUGCCUGCCUCGCUCAGAUAAAUAGGGGGCAGGAGUAGACUGACCGAGAAGGUAAAAAAUAAAUGCAAGGAAAUCAAAAUACCCAUCCAAAGCGCUUUGACUUCUCAAACACGGCAGAAAGCUAGCACUAUAUGAUGCCCUGCCGAUUCACUUACUUAGCUAACUAACAAGAUAAACCAAAUGCACAGCUGGACUCACAAGCACUAGCUUUCUCCCAUUGUGCUACUUACAAACAAAAAUGAUUAGCUCAACUGUUCUGGGGAACUACGGUUAAGCUUCAUAAUGUGACCGGUGAAAUUAAGAACAUAACCUGCUUUAUCUCCUAAGUUGACUGCAGGUACAAAUAUUCAAUAAAUAGUUUUGACAGUAUUGAAAAACCAUCGUGGCUUUUUCCAAAUACCCCGCUAUACUGCCAAAGCACUGUGAGAAAGAGGAAAAAAAGCAUUACUACAAACCAAAAUCACUGACCUUUGCUGUAUGACAAUCAAGCAUGCUAUCUGUUGCAUACUACAUUUCUCUAUGAUCAGCGUCAACGCAUUCCUCAUUCUUAAAGCCGGGGUUCCUUCUGCCAUUAAUCCUUGGGAGGGUUUCCUAAAUGUUUUUUCAGGUUGCCUAAGUCCAAACAAUGAAAAAUAUUCUUUGGGCUGAUAACUUUUUGGGCGAUGGAAAAAUGAUUUCAGUGUAAACUUAAACUACUAAAUAAAACUAGAUAAUGAACCUAUAUUUUAUUUUUUAUUUUUGAGAACUAACAAUCACCUAAAGGAAAUAAAUGUUUAAAUUCCAAAAACUAUUCAUUUAGCAGUAUAGAUUGUUUUAAAGCAUAGUAACACAUUAGCCAUGGCAAAAUGCAAUAGAACUGUAGGAAAUUAGCUUUAAAAAGGUAGACUCAGCUAAAUGACAUUGCCACGAGCAGCAGCGCAAAUAUUGAGAUGAGCAAGAUGCAAGACUUCGCUCUCAGUCAUACACAGUUAUCUGCACGGGUUCGCUUCACUCUUACAGCGUGGGCGCCACGGAACCAAAAGAGCGGAAAUGUACCCACUAUGCGGUUUACUUUCUGCAUCUACGUCAUAUCACUAAGUCUACCUUUAAAACUGCAAAAUUCUCUCCGCUACAUGGCAGGAUGUAGAAUUGCAGGAAAUGUGCUUUAAACUGCUAAAUUUCUCAGGUGCAUGGCAAAAUGUCUAGAAUAUCCGGAAAUCAGCUUAAAUGCAAAAUAAUCUGCUAGAUGGGGGGGGGGGGCUCUAAAAUUCUCUGGAAUUCAGCCACGCUGACGGCCUGACCGUUCCCCUGCUAUGCCUACCAACUAAGCCUCUUUUUGAUACAGAAAAACCCUGCUUAAAGACGAUGUUCAAACUACAAUACAAUAUUACUUCUUUCUGUCUCUUUACAUACGGUUCCAAUCCAGACAUUGCUUUGUGUCAACGUUUGUGCACGCUUCUCAUCAGCAGUGCCAGGUAACACAUAACAUUGAAAAGAGAGGAAAAGCAUAGAGCACUUAAAUAGAGCAACCUAUCGUGUAUACACACACUGUGUUUAGUAUUUUUAUUCUAAGUAAGAAAAGUUACGUUUUUUUUUUAGUUCACAGCAUUAUCGAAUACCCAAUUUAACAAAAAUCCAUUAACUCAAAAUAAGAUUUUAGGAGGUAUUUUCUAUCUUCACAAAUAUUUUGUAAUAAAACCAAUGACUAAGUGGAUUCAUUUAACGUCAAAGUGAU